Molecule: messenger RNA, 983 nt
Organism: Phialemonium atrogriseum
Lineage: Eukaryota; Fungi; Ascomycota; Sordariomycetes; Cephalothecales; Cephalothecaceae
Exons: 4
Coding region: 10-885 (291 amino acids)
Source: RefSeq, a predicted model, not a curated record
CAAAAGCCCAUGCUGUAUUGCCAAGAGACGACCUGUGUUGGCCCUGGAUGGGUCGAGAUUCAUAGAGUCAAGGGCCAUCUCCACAGGCGACAUGCUCUGCCGCCCCAGUGCCCCCGCUGUUGGGAGGUUUUCGCGACCGACAACCUUCGCGAUACUCAUCUCCAGAAUGAUCCUCCAUGUCCGAAGCCAGAGAAUGACACACCCCUCGAUGGAUUCACGCCGGCACACAGGAAGAAAACAGAUACGAACAUGACUGAUGCCGGAAAAUGGAGAGAGAUUUAUACCAUCCUCUUUCCUGAUGACGAUGCAGCAACAAUACCAAACCCUUACCACGAAGAAGUGGACUUCGGCCAGUGUGGGCAAUCUGGGUCCAAUACCCCCACAAACUUUGCUGGUUUUGUUCGCAGAGAGUUUCUGAGACUCGUGCGCCACGAACUUGAUAUUCUCUUCCAAUCCGAGUUUCAAGACGUUGAGGAGAGACUUCGGCCACGAGUCCGGGAUAUUGUGUUCCGCCUCCAGACCAGAAUUAUCACCAUUUACGAACGGGAGACGAUGAAGACAAGGCCGAGUAGGGAGGGUGGUAUUGGAUCUCCGGCCGUGUCUGGGUUGAUAGGAGAGAUGGAGGAACGCGCCGAGCCUGAACAAGCCACUGUGGGGCAAGCAACGAUGCAAAUGUUAACCCGAGCUCCGAGAGUCUCCAACUUCAACGACGAGCUAGCUCCUGUUCCCUGGGGGGGGGGGCCCUUACCUUCUAAAUCUGCUUUGUUCGAGUUCAACUUUGACUGGAGUGCGCCGCUUGACGGGCUGUUUAACGAUCCUGCACUCAAUCAGUUUACUUCAUCCCAACAGGACAUGUGGCGCUGGGACGGAAUGCCGGUAACAUAACUGUUACAAAGGACACUCAGCGGCGGUUGAAGGAGACAAGUAUUCUAUAUUUUACUUACUCGGUAAUUGCAUUGGAUUGGCGUUUAUGGGAGGUGGUG